AGAACCAGCAGCCUUUGACGAUCAUUAACGAUGGUGAAGGUUUCGAGCUUCGGCAUCAUUCUCCUCGCGGCCGCAUGUGCGGUUGUUUUGUCCAUGGUACUCGACGAAAAUACGUUUGGUGCGAAGGCCGAACCUGUUGCUUCCGUGGUAGAUAGACCUAGACCUAGACCUCGACCUCGACCUAGACCGAAGCCGGCAGCUAAUACUAGGUCACCUAAGAAUAUCAAGGCUACGUCUCCAAAAUCUACCGCUCCCCCUUCAUCACACGCAUCGUCUGGAUCUGCUGAAGAUUCUGUAACUCCUGGAGCUGCAGGAGCCCCCGGAACUCCUGCAUCUUCUGUACCACCUGUAGGUCCUGUAGCUCCUCUGUCUGCUGUAACUCCUGGAAUGACUGGAUUGCAUCGAAUGCCUGGAAUGCAUGGAAUGCCUGGAAUGUAUGGAAUGCCUGGAAUGCCUGGAUCGGUUGGAGGUUCCGCAGCUCCUGUCUUGCAAAGUUUGGGCACCGCCAUUGGUACUAUUCAAACGGCUGCUAGCCUCACCGGCCCUCAGUAUCAACGUCAGUAUCCUGAUUAUUCUCAAAAUAACCAAGUGGCACAGCCAGAAGUACAACAAGAGGCACAGCUACCGGUGCAGCAAGAGCUGCCGCAACAGGCAUAGCAAGACGGAGGCGCAGUCGGCGAAGCAUCACCAUAGGGAGCUCGCCGUAUUAGUGUGGUACGAAAAUGAAAAAGAAACGCGGAAUAAAAACUCCAUGCCU
Rhipicephalus sanguineus (brown dog tick) is the source of this 757-nucleotide messenger RNA. RefSeq names its product macrophage receptor MARCO-like. Lineage: Eukaryota; Metazoa; Arthropoda; Arachnida; Ixodida; Ixodidae. The record is from RefSeq and is a predicted model, not a curated record. The transcript is spliced from 2 exons. Bases 31 to 657 code for a protein of 208 amino acids.